UCUCUAUCACAUGUCAAGCGGCAGAAAACAAUAGUACUCAGAAACUGAAUUCAGUAUGUAGCAUAUACAUGCACCACAGAUGCAACUCAUCUCAGGACCAUCUUCAUUUGUUUCUAAAAUUUCACUUACUUUCGCUAGAAAUAAAUACUCUUAGUGACAGGGAAAGACAUUUUUCAUAUGGGAUCUUAUGGAAAGCUUGCGACUCGUGUUCUUGACACUGAUGUUCCAGUCAUGGUGGAGAUGCCAGAGUUAACUAAAGGAGCUACAGAUCCUAUUCCGCUAGGGAAGGGAGCAGUAUACUGGCAGCCACCUGAGCAGGCUCUUGAGAAAGUUAAGCAAAUAGCAUGGGAGCCUUCAACUAGCAAUUAUGGCACUCAUGAAGGUCUUCCAGAGCUUAAGGAUGCAUUGACAAAGAAGCAGCUGUGCCAGGAGAACAAAUUAUGCAACUCCUCGGUCAUGGUUACAGCAGGUUCAAAUCAGGGAUUCUUAAAUCUUGUGCUUACACUAUGUGACGUUACGGACUCUGUGGUACUAUUUGCGCCAUACUUCUUCAAUGCACACAUGUCAUUCCGGAUGACUGGCAUCACUAACAUACUAGUUGGUCCCAGUAAUCCCAAAACACUUCAGCCAGAUGCAGAUUGGUUGGAGAGAAUUCUUUCUGAAACUAAACCAACUCCAAAGCUUGUCUCUAUUGUAAAUCCAGGAAAUCCAUCAGGAAACUGUAUUCCAGAGCCUCUUCUCAAGAGAAUUUCGGACAUAUGUAAAAAGGCUGGCUCUUGGCUUGUAGUGGAUAAUGCAUACGAGUACUUUAUAUAUGGAAGUUCAAAGCACUCUUGUGUUGAGGGAAACCAUGUUAUCAAUCUAUUUUCUUUCUCAAAAGCAUAUGGAAUGAUGGGAUGGCGAGUUGGAUACAUAGCAUAUCCAUUAGAGGCAGAGGAUCUUCGUAUUCAGUUACUUAAAGUUCAGGAUAAUGUGGCAAUCUGCGCUCCAAUGAUCUCACAGCAUGUUGCUCUCUAUUGCUUAGAUGCCGGGCAUGAGUGGGUCAAAAACAAAGUUAAAACACUUGCCAAAAACAAGGAACUUAUCAUGAAGGCUCUUUCUCCACUAGGAGAAGAUGCAGUUAUUGGUGGAGAAGGAGCAAUCUACCUAUGGGUAAAACUCCCAGAAAGAUAUCUGAAUGACUAUGAAGUUGUUAGCUGGCUUGCACGAAAAUAUGGAGUGGUGGUGCUUCCAGGCAGUGCAUGUGGUGUAAAUGGGUGCAUUCGAAUCACAUAUGGUGCAGUGAUAGAAGAAAAAUGUGAUAUUGCUGCAAAGAGACUAAGGAAUGGGCUGGAAGAACUUGUGACAUAUGGCAUGGUGGAGUAGCGAUUCUAUUCAGAAAGCUCUAAACAGAAGGCGAGAAAAUCUUUUCAGAAUCAGAAUGUGUCUUUCAUGUUAUGACAACAUUUGGUUUCUUCUUGUAUUAUAUAACCAUUAUUAAGUGCUUUCUUCGACUUUCCAAUUUUUCUUCUUUAUUUUCCUCCGAGAGCAAAGAUCAAGAGAUUGCUGCUCUCAUAAGUGAAAAUUGGGUAUUUUAGGUAUCUUAACAUUUUUUUAACAUUCAUGAAGAUAGCGGCUUUCCAUUAA
Messenger RNA from Theobroma cacao (cacao), 1626 nucleotides. RefSeq names its product aromatic aminotransferase ISS1-like. The record is from RefSeq and is a predicted model, not a curated record. Lineage: Eukaryota; Viridiplantae; Streptophyta; Magnoliopsida; Malvales; Malvaceae. Gene Ontology annotation, molecular function: pyridoxal phosphate binding; transaminase activity. Gene Ontology annotation, biological process: biosynthetic process; amino acid metabolic process.